Molecule: messenger RNA, 2126 nt
Organism: Paramisgurnus dabryanus
Lineage: Eukaryota; Metazoa; Chordata; Actinopteri; Cypriniformes; Cobitidae
Gene: arih1
Product: ariadne ubiquitin-conjugating enzyme E2 binding protein homolog 1 (Drosophila)
Biological process (GO): protein ubiquitination
Molecular function (GO): zinc ion binding; ubiquitin-protein transferase activity
Source: RefSeq, a predicted model, not a curated record
CGCAACACCAGAUAGAAGGAAUUAAUUUCCGGACAAUUCUGUAGGCUACUAGGCUUCGGAUUUUGCUGUUCAGUUGGUCUUUUUUAUUUAAUUGCCUUUUAGUAAGUCUGACGAUACCCCUCAAAAUUAUCUCACUCGGUGUGUCACGACAUUAAACUCAACCCAGUCAUGGACUCGGACGAGGGUUACAAUUACGAAUUCGACGAGGAGGAAGAGGAAUGCAGCGAAGACAGCGGUGAAGAGGAACCCGCGGACGACACCCUGGAGCUCGGGGAGGUGGAGCUGGUCGAUCCCGUAGUGGCCGGUGGAGAUCGAGACGACUGUGGGGAGACGGGAGGCAGCGGUCUCGGGCCCGGACAGGAUGAGGAAGACUACCGCUUUGAAGUUCUUACCGCCGAGCAGAUCCUGCAGCAUAUGGUGGAGUGUAUUAGGGAGGUCAACGAGGUCAUCCAGAAUCCUGCCACAAUCACUAGAAUAUUACUUAGUCAUUUCAACUGGGAUAAAGAAAAACUGAUGGAAAGGUAUUUUGACGGCAACCUGGACAAGCUGUUUUCAGAGUGUCACGUUAUAAAUCCCAGCAAGAAGUCUCGGACACGCCUCAACACAAGAUCGUCCGCACAGGACAUGCCAUGUCAGAUCUGCUAUCUCAACUAUCCUAACUCGUACUUCACUGGUCUGGAAUGUGGGCACAAGUUCUGCAUGCAGUGCUGGGGUGAUUACUUGACCACAAAAAUCAUAGAGGAAGGAAUGGGACAGACCAUUUCCUGUCCUGCUCAUAGCUGUGAUAUACUAGUGGAUGACAACACGGUCAUGCGACUGAUUACAGAUUCAAAAGUGAAGUUGAAGUACCAGCAUUUAAUAACCAAUAGUUUUGUAGAGUGCAACCGACUGUUAAAAUGGUGUCCGGCACCUGACUGUCACCACGUUGUCAAAGUUCAGUAUCCAGAUGCCAAACCUGUACAGUGCAAGUGUGGUCGGCAGUUUUGCUUCAACUGUGGAGAAAAUUGGCACGAUCCAGUCAAGUGUAAAUGGCUAAGAAAAUGGAUUAAGAAAUGUGACGAUGACAGCGAGACAUCAAACUGGAUUGCAGCAAAUACAAAGGAAUGUCCGAAAUGCCACGUCACCAUAGAGAAAGACGGCGGGUGCAACCACAUGGUCUGCCGAAACCAAAACUGCAAAGCAGAGUUCUGCUGGGUUUGCCUGGGGCCCUGGGAGCCACAUGGGUCCGCUUGGUACAACUGUAAUCGUUAUAAUGAGGAUGAUGCCAAGGCAGCCCGGGAUGCUCAGGAGCAGCGUUCCAGGGCAGCCUUGCAGAGGUACCUGUUCUACUGCAACCGCUACAUGAACCACAUGCAGAGCCUGCGCUUCGAGCACAAGCUGUACGCCCAGGUCAAGCAGAAGAUGGAGGAGAUGCAGCAGCACAACAUGUCGUGGAUCGAGGUGCAGUUCCUGAAGAAGGCCGUGGACGUGCUUUGUCAGUGCCGAUCAACGCUCAUGUUCACCUACGUUUUUGCGUUCUACCUCAAGAAGAACAACCAGUCCAUUAUUUUUGAGAAUAACCAGGCGGAUUUGGAGAAUGCCACAGAGGUGCUGUCUGGAUACCUGGAGCGAGACAUCUCCCAGGAUUCUCUGCAGGACAUUAAACAGAAAGUACAAGAUAAAUACAGAUACUGUGAGAGCAGACGGAGAGUGCUGCUGCACCACGUACAUGAAGGCUAUGACAAAGACCUGUGGGAGUACAUCGAAGAUUGAGGCUACAUCUCUACACCACAGACUGUCGGAGAGAAACUCCGCUCCCUAGAGUGCUGAUGCAAUGAAAACCGAGCAGCACAGAUCUCUGCUGCCCCUCCCUGGCAAACCGCCCGGCAUUGCAUAAUUUUCCAGAGUUUUUGUUUCACCAAAAGCAUAAAGUAAAUUAUAUUUAAAUAAAAAAGUUAGAAUAUUAAAAAAAUAAAAUAUUACCUGUUCAACAGUAUUGUUAGCAGCGUCAAGCACGAGACUGAGAAAUCCAAGGCGAAAUAUCUUCCGUUUGCUUGCAUUGUAAAAUCUUUCCUUUCCUUAUCAGUUACGUUUGUUGAUGUGUUCUGUUUGACUUUAUUUUAUAUAACCUUUCUUUGUGUGGAAAA